Molecule: messenger RNA, 3903 nt
Organism: Leopardus geoffroyi (Geoffroy's cat)
Lineage: Eukaryota; Metazoa; Chordata; Mammalia; Carnivora; Felidae
Gene: RNF14
Product: ring finger protein 14
Exons: 10
Coding region: 1119-2543 (474 amino acids)
Biological process (GO): protein polyubiquitination; positive regulation of proteasomal ubiquitin-dependent protein catabolic process; ubiquitin-dependent protein catabolic process
Cellular component (GO): ubiquitin ligase complex; cytoplasm
Molecular function (GO): zinc ion binding; ubiquitin conjugating enzyme binding; ubiquitin protein ligase activity
Source: RefSeq, a predicted model, not a curated record
CUAGGGCGGAGGGCGGAACUUUUGGGCCCGGCGCGGCGGGGUGGCCGGAAGCGACGGUGUGGACCGAGCUCCGGGCGCGCGAGGCAGAGAAGAGCGGCCGGGCCGGGACUGCUCAGUGGGCCUGAGCCUCCUAGACCUGGGACAGGGCGUCCCCAGCCCGGUCCGGCUAAGAUCCCAACCCUCUUCCCACCCGGGGCGCUCAGAGGAGGAAGGGGAAGGCCCAGGCCCUGUUGGUUCGGGACACCUGGGUCUCGCUCACACCUCACGUUCUUGCAGCGUCCUCUGUGUCCGAGCGCCGGGGCAGGUAGCGAGGCUGGGGCCUGCCCCCGGGUUGUAGGUGAGUCGUACCAACAACGACUCAGCACCCCGGGUGGUGAGCGGUGGGGACAUCCUCGGCGGCGUGCUGAUUCCGGAGCCAGGGCUGACCCCAGCUCGACACUUUGCACGGUGUGGCCUGGGAGAAUGAGUAGGAUUUUCGCAGGCCGAAGGGAAACCCGUCGGAGGAGGGCUUCCCUCGCUAGUGUAGCAGUUUCCGUUUGCCGAGACUAAUAGUAAACUUAAUACCUGUCGGAUGGCGCGGGGGUUCGUCUCGUUCCUGGGUUACAGGUGAAGAAACAGUGGUCUGAACCCAGAUUUAGUUACAUUUUAGCUGUGUGACCUUGGGCCGGAAACGGACUUAAACUGUCGUUUUUCUCAUCCGUGUAAUGCAAAUAGAGGACUUGCUGCGUGGGGCUGUGGGAAUCUGCCAGGAGUUAAUGCAUUUAAAGUGCUUAGCACAAUGCCUGACACACGCACGCUGCAUCUUACACCAGUUCAGUUACAUAUUUGUCUCCAUUGUCAAACGCAAGGCACUGCUAGAUGCUGAGAGCAACACACUGAUGCAAAAGACUUGAAACUUGCCCUUAAGGAGCUAAUGUGGCCUGAAAGUAUGGCAGGAUUUCUAUAGUGUAUCUAGCAUGAGUUCCAGAUCUUGGCAUUUUAUCCAGCUUCAACACUCUUAUCUCCACCUCCUGGAGAAUAAAUGGGAUUUGCAUGAAUUCCACAUUCUGAAUUGAAAGACAGACUGCAUUGCUAAUAGCCUUUUCUUCUGAUUGUUAAUAACAGCUCCAGAAAAUUAAAUGUCGUCAGAAGACCGAGAAGCUCAGGAGGAUGAGUUGCUGGCCCUGGCGAGUAUUUACGAUGGAGAUGAAUUUAGGAAAGCAGAGUCUGUCCAAGGUGGAGAAACCAGGAUCUAUUUGGACUUGCCGCAGAAUUUCAAGAUAUUCGUGAGCGGCAAUUCAAAUGAGUGUCUCCAGAAUAGUGGCUUUGAAUACACCAUUUGCUUUCUGCCUCCACUUGUGCUGAACUUUGAACUGCCACCAGAUUAUCCAUCCUCCUCCCCACCUUCAUUCACACUUAGUGGCAAAUGGCUGUCACCAACUCAGCUGUCUGCUCUUUGCAAGCACUUAGACAACCUGUGGGAAGAACACCGUGGCAGCGUGGUCCUGUUCGCUUGGAUGCAGUUUCUUAAGGAAGAGACCUUAGCAUACCUGAAUAUUGUCUCUCCUUUUGAGCUCAAGAUGGGUUCUCAGAAAAAGGUGCAGAGAAGGAUGGCUCAAGCCUCCCCCAGCACAGACCUAGCUUUUGGAGGAGCUGCUGGAUCCGAUGUUGACCAAGAGGAAGUUGUGGAUGAGCGAGCGGUGCAGGAUGUGGAAUCGCUGUCGAGUCUGAUCCAGGAAAUCUUGGACUUCGAUCAAGCUCAGCAGAUGAAAUGCUUUAACAGUAAAUUGUUCCUGUGCAAUAUCUGUUUCUGUGAGAAGCUGGGUAGCGAAUGCAUGUACUUCCUGGAGUGCAGGCACGUGUACUGCAAAGCCUGUCUAAAGGACUACUUUGAAAUCCAGAUCAGAGAUGGCCAAGUUCAGUGCCUCAACUGCCCAGAACCCAAGUGCCCUUCGGUGGCCACUCCUGGUCAGGUGAAAGAGCUAGUGGAAACAGAGUUAUUUGCCCGCUAUGACCGCCUUCUCCUCCAGUCCACCUUGGACUUGAUGGCAGAUGUGGUGUAUUGUCCCCGCCCCUGCUGCCAGUUGCCUGUGAUGCAGGAGCCCGGUUGCACCAUGGGCAUCUGCUCUAGUUGCAAUUUUGCCUUCUGUACCUUGUGCAGAUUGACUUACCAUGGGGUCUCUCCAUGUAAGGUAACUGCUGAAAAAUUAAUAGACUUACGAAAUGAGUACCUGCAAGCAGAUGAGGCCAAUAAAAGAUUUUUGGAACAGAGGUAUGGCAAGAGGGUGAUUCAGAAGGCGCUGGAAGAGAUGGAAAGUAAGGAAUGGCUAGAAAAGAACUCAAAGAGCUGCCCGUGUUGUGGGACUCCCAUAGAGAAAUUAGAUGGAUGUAACAAGAUGACAUGUACUGGAUGUAUGCAGUAUUUCUGUUGGAUUUGCAUGGGUUCUCUCUCUAGAGCAAACCCUUAUAAACAUUUCACUGAUCCUGCUUCCCCGUGUUUUAAUCGGUUGUUCCAUGCUGUGGAUGUUAAUGGAGAUAUUUGGGAAGAUGAGAUUGAAGACUAGUUAACUCCUGCUCAAGAUAAGGAAAUGGAAUGGUUUACCCAAAUCUUGUGUCAAGUACACAAAAUAGUUUUGCAGGCUAUUUAGGGUACCAUUUAUGCACUCAUCCUUUGUAGAAGUUGUGGAAGAACAAGGUUUAUAUUUCCAUGUGGUACUACUGAUAAAGGCACAUGCGCACGUUUUUCAAUGUAACAUAGAGAAAAUUAUAAGCCAAAGGUUCAAUGAAAACUAGAGAAUAUUAAAUACUACAGUGUGCCCGAAGCUCUGAAGAGUUAAAAAGUAAAUAUUUAUUUUCUUCCCCAAGUUUUAGGUGAAGAGAGGAGUCAAGAGUUAAAGUUAUAGACCUUUUUAUCUGAAAGCAUCCCUCUAAGACAUUAGGGGAGUCCCCUCAGUACUGCUCCUUAUGACUGGGGUAGGUAGAAAGAAGCCUUAUUAAAAUUGUACCAAGAGCCUGAUCUCAUUUACUCCAUGUCAUGUUCCUUUCACCCUAAGUUUCUGCCAAGUGACUUUUCUUUGAGGAAGCCCUUUUACUCAGUAACUGAUUGGAUGACCCAGUGUCAUUUUGAUCUGCUUUUCAGAAUAGAAAUUUAUAGAUAAUUUAAAAAAUCUUUUUAAUGCCAAAAACACUGUGGGCCAGCUGGUAUUUAUUAGUGGGGUAUAGUUCACUGGUUUUGAGCCCAGUCUAGAAUUUAAUGAUACUGGCUCAGAAGAAUUUCAGUCCUAUUCAGCUCUUCUGAGCGGUAGAGCCUAGAUUCAAAAUGACUUGUCUUUGCUACCUUUUGUUCUACGCUCUCUCCCUUCACUCAUGCCCUACCUUCCAUUAGUAAGGACAAUUUUAAUAUUAACUCCAGCAGCUCAUAUUUUUAUUUAUGCUGGAAUAAGAGAAAGCCUAAUAUAUUCCCAAGCUGAACAAGCUGCAUUUUUAAAAAUUACCUCUAUUUUGAACUCCCCACCAUUGUAGUUCGAGUCCCAAUUUUCUGAAUUCUUUUUAAAGGUCUUCUCUAAUGAGCUAUGGAAAUUUGGCUUCCUACCCUUUUUUGCAACAGCACUAUUUUGGGGGAUAAUUUUGGCUUGAUUCCUAGAUCCCUGUUUCUGGAUUUUGAUGGCUUUUUGAAAAAUUGUCUUUCCUUGUGGUUUGGUGAAUGGCUUGGUAGCAAAAUGAUUUUUUGAAAAAGAGGACAGAGUGAUACAGCUGCAGCUGUGAACAUGUUCUUUUUUCCCAACUUGUCAUUGAAAAUUGAGGAAUCACUUUUAACCAUUUUAUGUGUGUGUAUCCAGAGUCAGCAAGGACUGUUUCUGGAUUGUCAAUGAGGCUGCUUAAUCUUAAAAAUAAAAAUAAUUUAAAAAUUGUCUUAUAAUUAGA